AAAUUAAUAGGAAUAUUUUACCGAAUACCGCUUUUGGUUGACAACGGGAAAGAGAUGUCUACUUCUCGAGCCAGAAAAAACGAUCCAAUGCAUAAGAAGAUUCAACCGAAUCCUAAAUAUAAGCAUGUCAGAGCUACUGUGGACACAGGAGCAAGUCUUACGAAAUAUAUGGAAAAGAUUGAAGAUAUUAGAAAAAAUUAUAAGUAUCGCCCAAAUGAAAACUUCAAAAGAAUGAAAAUAACAACACUAGUUCAAUUGAUCAUUCAAGUGCAUCGUAUCCAAGCCCAUGAACUAACCGCAGAUAUACCGCCAACCCCAACUUCUAGAGGUGAUGGUAGAGAUACAGCUAUAGCUGAUGAAGAAAUCAAAGAAAUGCAUUAUAAUAACAAGGAUGAUGGAACUUUAAUAACUUCUCCUUCGCCUUCUUUAGCUUUAACUGAUGGAGAUUAUGGACACUCAAAUCCUCCAGAGUCUUCCAGAUCAACCUUACUCAGUGUUGCAAGAGGUAUUGGAGAACUGGACUUGAAUCACCCUCCUCCUGCCCCGGAGAAUAAGUUUAAUGCGUACGAUUUAUCGCCCUUUCUAAUCUUGGACUGUCGAGGAGACGACGCUUAUCAACAAUGUCAUAUUUUACCCGCUUUCAGCUUUCCAAAAGCCAUGCUCUCAAGAUCAGUUAAUUGGGCUUCAAAGGAAUUACUAUCCUUCCGUAAUGCUACAGGUAAAAUUAUUGUCGUCUACGAUGAUGACGAAAGAGUAGCUCCAGACGUUGUUUGUACUCUUAUGGAUAGGGGCUACGAAAAUGUUUUUAUGCUAUCUGGAGGAUUAAAAGUUGCCGCCACAAAAUUCCCGGAAUACUUGAUAACUGGAACAAUUCCAAAUGGUUUAAUGGAAAAUGAAAAGCCAAAAAAGAACAUUAAUAAAGAAAUUCGACCAGUCGUUUCAAGAAAAUCUUUUACUGAUGAUGAAAUUGAUAGUGUUGAAAUAUACUUGGAUAGAGCUUUAGAAGAUCACAGUACAGGAAGUAAGCUUAAGCAAAUAUUUAUCUCUUGAAUAAUAAUCAACCUUUCUUCUAUUAUUUAUAUAUACAGUAUAUGUUUUAUUUACUUAAAAGCAAAAAACAGGCGUCUCUAUAAUUUUUAUUUUCUUCCCUUUUUUCUUUUUUUAUUUGCAGCGAGUAAGUUACUUUUUUCUCUCCCUUCUUUAAUUUCUUUGUUAUUCACGCUUUAUAUUUUUACAUACAAAAUCUAUUCAGCAAAAAAUAGUUUAUUCGCACAUAAUGUAAAAACAAUCAAAUAGAAAACAGCACAGCUUUGUUAGAUAAAGUAUUAGCGUUUUCUUUCUUCUUUGUUAUUUAAUUUCAACAAUUACUAGCUGAUUAGAUUGAUAUAGAAAAGAAGGUAUUUCUAUAUCAUGCAAUAAUUAUUGCUGUAGUUAAAACUGCAAAUAUACAGUAUAUAUAUAUAUAUAUAUAUAUUAUAAUUUUAUAAAGGUCGACUAAGUAAAGUGUCUACUGCCAGUAGUAGAUCGACUAAAAUGAGCAGUAGAGCCUCAGUUUCCUCUAAAGCUUCCGACGGACGUCCAGCAUUUAGACCCCCAUAAAAAAUAUAGAAUUUUAAAGAUUUCAAGUGAAACAAUUAAAAUAUCCAUGAUUUUGAAGAAUGUGAAUUCCUUCUAUUUGUUUUUAUUUACUAGUACCUUUAGCCAUGUAACAAGCUUCAAGUGAUGCUACUUUUAAUAUAAUUAUUUUUUAUUAUCAUACAAUGAUUAUUAUCAGAUAUUAUUAUAUAAUUUUCCUGAAUCACUUUCAUAUCAAUGCAAUUGUUUCAUUUAUUUUUAAUUAUUUAGAAAAUUAAAGAAAAUCGCUGGUAAAAAUUCAAAUUAUAAAGCAACCAACUAAAUGAUACUAGAUACCAAAUUCUUACAAUCAUCAUAUAUAUUCAAAUAACAAUAUUAAGAUAAGCUUUGCAUACAUUUACUAAAGAAACUAAUGACAGAUAACAAAAUACUCUGGAUUUCUAACAAUUUUCUUAGAAUUAAU
Dimorphilus gyrociliatus is the source of this 2038-nucleotide messenger RNA. The record is from the annotation of a GenBank genome assembly. Lineage: Eukaryota; Metazoa; Annelida; Polychaeta; Dinophilidae.